Molecule: messenger RNA, 2349 nt
Organism: Diospyros lotus (date-plum)
Lineage: Eukaryota; Viridiplantae; Streptophyta; Magnoliopsida; Ericales; Ebenaceae
Product: serine/threonine-protein kinase Nek2
Exons: 16
Coding region: 376-2214 (612 amino acids)
Biological process (GO): protein phosphorylation
Molecular function (GO): protein kinase activity; ATP binding
Source: RefSeq, a predicted model, not a curated record
GCCCAGCCGUGCCCCUCCCUGCGUCUUGUCGUUUUCAAGAAUCCCGAGAAACAAACAAGCAAACAUAUAAUAGUUUAUUACAGUAAAUCCAUAUCUCUCGGCCCCAGAUCUUUGUGGUGGGGGUUUUCAGGUUAUGGGAAUCAAUCAAUAAUAUGGAUAGUUGACAGCAAGUUUCUUUUCCGCGUGUUUCCAUUGAUCACUCGUACGGUUGUACCCACCAUUUUGAAAACCCCUCGUGGAUCUCUCUCCCUCUCUCUCUCUCUCUCUCUGAGACCGACGAAAUGGGAGAUCUGCUACUACACAGUGCCCCGUGAAAGCUACUUCGGGUUGCAGGAUCAGAAUUUCUUUGAAGGCAUCAUACGGGAAGCAGAUAAAAUGGAGAAAUAUGAAAUACUAGAGCAGAUUGGAAAAGGUUCCUUUGGUUCUGCGCUCCUUGUGAGGCAUAAACAUGAAAAGAAGAAGUACGUCUUGAAGAAAAUUCGGCUGGCACGCCAAACUGAUCGUACACGCAGAUCUGCUCACCAGGAGAUGGAGCUCAUUUCUAAAGUACGAAAUCUAUACAUUGUGGAGUACAAGGAUUCUUGGGUAGAAAAGGGAUGCUAUGUCUGCAUAGUCAUAGGGUAUUGUGAAGGAGGAGACAUGGCGGAAGCUAUUAAAAGAGCCAAUGGCGUACAUUUCCCUGAGGAGAAAAUCUGUAAGUGGCUAGUUCAACUACUGAUGGCACUGGAUUAUUUGCAUACAAACCAUAUUCUCCAUCGUGAUGUCAAGUGUUCAAAUAUAUUUCUAACAAGAGAUCAAGACAUCCGUUUGGGUGAUUUUGGCCUUGCAAAGAUGUUGACUUCUGAUGAUCUUGCUUCCUCUGUGGUGGGAACUCCUAGUUAUAUGUGUCCUGAACUUCUUGCUGAUAUACCUUAUGGUUCAAAGUCAGAUAUCUGGUCUUUAGGAUGCUGCAUUUAUGAAAUGGCUGCUCACAAGCCUGCAUUUAAGGCUUUUGAUAUGCAAGCUCUAAUCCACAAAAUAAAUAAAUCCAUUGUGGCCCCACUUCCGACCAUGUAUUCUGGUGCAUUUCGAGGACUCGUUAAAAGUAUGCUGCGGAAGAAUCCAGAGCUGAGACCAAGUGCUGCAGAUUUGCUCAAGCACCCACAUCUUCAACCGUAUAUUCUUAAGAUUCAUCUCAAAUCCAAUAGCCCGAGACGGAAUACUCUCCCAGUGCAAUGGUCUGAUUCCAAUUACAUAAAGAAGACGAGAUUUAGUGAGCCUGCGUCUGUAACUGUGUUUAUGGACAGAGAGAAACGGCGAUCUUACAGUAAUGACAGGGACUUGAAUCCUAGCAUAUCUGGAACUGAAUACUCUCCAUAUUCUUCUCAGAGAAUGCAGUAUUUUCCAAGCUAUGCAAGUAAAAAAGUUUCAGGGUCAUCCGUUGACAGUAUCCGGGAAGUUAUUAGUGUCGAGAAGCCAAAAGCCACAAAGUCGUCAACUGCUGCCAAGACUCCAAGAUUGACUCCAGCAAAAAUGUCGACAACUCCACGGCGACUGACAGCUCUUCCAAGGAUAUCCAACAUUGGUUCAGAUCAUGAUUCGUUUCCUGCAUUGCGCACUCCAGGAAGCAAGCCUUCCCAACCAACACGGAGGGCAUCUCUGCCAUUGUCGGCGAGGGCUGCAACGUUUCAAUCGCCUUACAAGGCUAACGCUGGUCUCUUGAUGAGGAGUGUAGAAUCCCCAGACGUCUCUGUCAACGCCCCACGAAUCGACAAGAUGGUCGAGUUCCCAUUGGCCUCUUUGGAAGACCCCUUGGCCCCCCUCCGAAGAACAACUUCAACAUCUGCUCAGUGCUCGACUGCCUCUCCCACCAACGGCGAUCGCUCCAUCACAAAAGACAAGUGCACGGUGCAGAUCCUGGACAGGACGACUUGUACCAGGCAACAUGGGGGUGCGCAAAGCGGGGGUAGUGAAUGCUCAGAGCAUAAUCCGACGGCGACGACGGUUGUUUCCAGCCGGUCGUCGUCGGAUUCUCGUCAGCGGCGCUUCGACACGUCGUCCUACAAACAACGCGCGGAGGCAUUGGAGGGGUUGCUGGAGUUCAGCGCGCAGCUCUUGCAGCAAGAGAGGUUCGAGGAACUGGGAGUGUUGCUGAAGCCAUUUGGGCCGGAGAAAGUCUCUCCAAGAGAGACUGCCAUUUGGUUGACGAAGAGCUUCAAGGAGACUGUUGUAUAGGUGAGGGAAGAGACAGCCAGACAGACAGACAGACAGGGUUGUUUCUGUAAAUGCGGGACAUUUGGAAGUAUUUUUGAGGAAUGUUCUAGAACAACUGUUCUCUUAUUGAAACUCGUCAACUGAUGAUUGCGGCGC